Molecule: messenger RNA, 4405 nt
Organism: Mustela erminea (ermine)
Lineage: Eukaryota; Metazoa; Chordata; Mammalia; Carnivora; Mustelidae
Gene: U2SURP
Product: U2 snRNP associated SURP domain containing
Exons: 28
Coding region: 81-3170 (1029 amino acids)
Biological process (GO): RNA processing
Cellular component (GO): nucleus
Molecular function (GO): RNA binding
Source: RefSeq, a predicted model, not a curated record
CGGGCUCCACUGAGAUCCACUCUUUCGGUGCUCGACUCGCCCGUGCUGCUGCGGCCGCCGAAGGAGGGGCAAAGCUCAAGAUGGCGGACAAAACGCCAGGCGGAUCUCAGAAGGCCAGUUCGAAGACCAGAUCAUCAGAUGUUCAUUCAUCUGGAUCUUCAGAUGCACAUAUGGAUGCAUCUGGACCCUCAGAUAGUGACAUGCCAAGUCGGACGCGACCUAAGAGCCCAAGAAAACAUAAUUAUAGAAAUGAGAGUACCCGUGAAAGCCUUUGUGAUUCUCCUCAUCAAAAUCUCUCAAGACCUCUUCUAGAAAACAAACUUAAAGCCUUCAGUAUUGGAAAAAUGAGUACGGCUAAGCGAACUUUAAGUAAGAAAGAGCAAGAAGAAUUAAAGAAAAAGGAAGAUGAAAAGGCAGCUGCCGAGAUAUAUGAGGAAUUUCUUGCCGCUUUUGAGGGGAGUGAUGGUAAUAAAGUGAAGACAUUUGUGCGUGGAGGUGUUGUUAAUGCAGCUAAAGAAGAACAUGAAACAGAUGAAAAAAGAGGUAAAAUUUAUAAGCCCUCUUCAAGAUUUGCAGAUCAAAAAAAUCCUCCAAAUCAGUCAUCCAAUGAAAGACCACCAUCUCUUCUUGUGAUAGAAACCAAAAAACCUCCACUGAAGAAAGGGGAGAAGGAAAAGAAAAAAAGCAAUUUGGAACUCUUCAAAGAAGAAUUGAAACAAAUUCAGGAAGAGCGUGAUGAGAGACAUAAAACAAAAGGCAGGUUAAGCCGAUUUGAGCCACCUCAGUCAGAUUCUGAUGGCCAGCGUCGUUCUAUGGAUGCGCCUUCAAGAAGAAAUAGAUCAUCUGGUGUUCUUGAUGAUUAUGCACCUGGCUCACAUGAUGUAGGAGAUCCAAGCACUACUAAUUUAUAUCUUGGAAACAUUAAUCCACAGAUGAAUGAAGAAAUGCUUUGUCAAGAAUUUGGAAGAUUCGGACCAUUAGCCAGUGUGAAAAUUAUGUGGCCUAGAACUGAUGAAGAAAGAGCAAGAGAGAGAAAUUGUGGCUUUGUGGCUUUUAUGAAUAGAAGAGAUGCUGAAAGAGCUUUAAAAAAUUUAAAUGGAAAGAUGAUUAUGUCAUUUGAAAUGAAGUUAGGUUGGGGUAAAGCUGUGCCUAUUCCUCCACAUCCAAUAUACAUUCCGCCUUCUAUGAUGGAACAUACGCUUCCCCCACCUCCAUCAGGACUGCCUUUUAAUGCGCAGCCUAGAGAGAGGUUAAAAAACCCCAAUGCUCCAAUGUUACCGCCACCUAAAAACAAGGAGGAUUUUGAGAAGACUCUGUCGCAAGCCAUAGUCAAAGUGGUUAUCCCAACAGAAAGGAAUUUGCUCGCCCUGAUACACCGAAUGAUAGAGUUUGUUGUACGUGAAGGGCCAAUGUUUGAAGCUAUGAUUAUGAACAGAGAAAUCAACAAUCCUAUGUUCAGGUUCUUAUUUGAAAACCAGACACCAGCCCAUGUUUACUAUAGGUGGAAGCUUUAUUCUAUUCUGCAGGGAGAUUCUCCGACUAAGUGGCGGACAGAGGAUUUUCGUAUGUUCAAAAAUGGAUCUUUUUGGAGGCCACCACCAUUAAAUCCAUACCUGCAUGGGAUGUCAGAAGAGCAAGAAACAGAAGCUUUUGUAGAGGAGCCAAGUAAAAAGGGAGCACUUAAGGAAGAACAGAGGGACAAAUUAGAAGAAAUCCUGCGGGGGUUAACUCCAAGGAAAAAUGAUAUUGGAGAUGCAAUGGUUUUCUGUCUUAAUAAUGCUGAAGCUGCCGAAGAAAUAGUGGAUUGCAUUACUGAGUCAUUGUCCAUCUUAAAGACACCCCUCCCCAAAAAGAUUGCCAGAUUAUAUUUGGUUUCUGAUGUUUUGUAUAAUUCUUCAGCCAAAGUUGCCAAUGCUUCAUAUUAUAGAAAAUUUUUUGAAACAAAGUUAUGUCAGAUAUUUUCAGACCUCAAUGCUACCUAUCGUACAAUUCAAGGCCAUUUACAGUCUGAAAACUUUAAGCAACGGGUAAUGACCUGCUUCAGAGCAUGGGAGGAUUGGGCAAUUUAUCCAGAACCAUUUUUGAUCAAACUACAAAAUAUUUUCUUAGGACUUGUAAAUAUUAUUGAAGAAAAGGAAACAGAGGAUGUACCAGAUGACCUUGAUGGUGCCCCCAUUGAGGAAGAGCUUGAUGGUGCACCUCUAGAAGAUGUGGAUGGAAUUCCUAUUGAUGCUACUCCCAUUGAUGAUCUUGAUGGGGUCCCUAUAAAGAGCCUUGAUGAUGAUCUUGAUGGAGUGCCUUUGGAUGCAACUGAGGACUCAAAGAAGAAUGAGCCCAUAUUUAAAGUUGCCCCAUCAAAAUGGGAAGCUGUAGAUGAAUCUGAAUUGGAAGCACAGGCUGUAACAACUUCUAAAUGGGAGUUAUUUGACCAGCAUGAAGAAUCAGAAGAAGAAGAAAAUCAAAAUCAAGAAGAAGAAAGUGAAGAUGAAGAAGAUACUCAAAGUUCCAAAUCAGAAGAACAUCAUUUGUACUCUAAUCCAAUCAAAGAAGAAAUGACUGAGUCCAAGUUCUCUAAGUACUCUGAAAUGAGUGAGGAAAAACGAGCUAAACUUCGUGAAAUUGAACUCAAAGUUAUGAAGUUUCAGGAUGAAUUGGAAUCUGGAAAAAGACCUAAAAAACCAGGCCAAAGCUUUCAGGAGCAAGUAGAACAUUACAGAGAUAAACUUCUUCAACGAGAGAAAGAGAAAGAAUUAGAAAGAGAACGAGAAAGAGAUAAAAAGGAUAAAGAAAAAUUGGAAUCUCGAUCCAAAGACAAGAAGGAAAAAGAUGAAUGUACUCCAACAAGGAAAGAAAGGAAGAGGCGACACAGCACAUCCCCUAGCCCAUCUCGCAGUAGCAGUGGUAGACGAGUGAAAUCCCCUUCACCCAAAUCGGAGCGAUCAGAGCGUUCAGAAAGAUCUCAUAAAGAGAGCUCACGAUCCAGGUCAUCUCACAAAGAUUCUCCUAGAGAUGUUAGCAAAAAGGCCAAAAGAUCACCAUCUGGUUCGAGGACACCUAAAAGGUCUAGGCGAUCACGGUCUAGAUCCCCUAAAAAGUCAGGGAAGAAAUCCAGAUCCCAGUCCCGAUCUCCACACAGGUCUCAUAAAAAGUCAAAGAAAAACAAACACUGACAUAAAUUUUUAAGAUGCUGUCACUUAUUGGAAAUGCAAUUUUGUUUUGUGCCUGAAUGGUCUGUUUUUUUUAAAAAAAAAAAAUAACAAAAAAUCAAAUGAAAGAGCAUUCCUGGAUUUUUUGUUUAUUUGUUUGUGAAUGCAUGUGUAAACUCAUGAGUAACUGCAUCUGUAGACCUGUCCUUGUUUUAUAUUGUAUAAAUUACUUUCGUUGUGGCUGUUUCUGAAGAUGAAAUUUUUAUUGUGCUAAUGAAUUUCAUCAGAAAUGUGUAUAAUGGAUCUGCUGGCAGUAGUAGUAUUUUGUUUUAGGAUGUUGUGACUUAGCAAAAAUAAUACAGAUGUCUUCCCCCCUUUUGUAGCUUUGACAAUUUGAAUUAGAUUUCAAAUAAAAUCUGAACAGAAAACUAUAAUGUUGUUUUUUUGCCCUAUUGGUGACAUCAAGUCCCUUAAAGUCCUACUAAGUGAGUUUAGCACUUCUGUUGUGUUUCUUAUACUUAAAGCACUUUAUAAGCUCCAUUGUUCAAGUAGCUAAAGUUUUAUAUUUACUAAGAUGACUAUCAAAAUUAAGGGACCUGAGAUUCCUAUUUGGUAGGUUUGCCAACCAACUUCUUCGGUAAGGCUAUCUUGGGUAAUACUAGUACCCAGAGAUCAAAAAACUAAGGAAAGGUGGCAUGGUCUUUUUGUUAAUGGAAUGCCUGGCUGGAAUAUAUUUUCUUUUAUCAAAGAAGCAAUAUGAUUUCAGUGUACUCAGUCUAUGUCCUGAGCAACUAUUUAUUUUAGGAAAAAUUAACUCUCCAUCUUUUGGUUUCAUCUUCUAUCAUGAAAGAAGUUUAUUUAUAAAAUAAAUUUUCUAACAAGAGUUGGCCAUAGAAGUUUUUUGUAUGAUAAUUGCCCUUUUAUAGCCCUGUGUAGGUUAUCUUUCAAACACUGGUAUCAGUAUAUUUCUACAAAGUUCUAUUUAAAGCACCUUAGUUGUUUUUUUUGUUUGUUUUUUAAGAAUUGAGUUUUAGCUUUACCUUUAAGUAAAGCUUAAAAGUAAAAUAGUUUUCAGGAAACUUAACAUCCAGUGGUUUGUAAAUUCAAGGUGCAAAAAGUUGAUUUAAACAAUUUGCAGAGUUAAAUCUGUUACACAAUGGGAAUAAAAUUGCUGCAGUAUGAGAAAGAAAGAAGACUUGUAUAAUGUUGAUCAUAAUAUUGCUACAAUAUAAUGUAAUAAAGGGUUAUAUAGUCUUGAA